AUGUUUAGCGUCAUAUACAAGUUAGUUGUUGUUCUGAAAGUUUUUCGUUUUCUUUUAGACACCGAAAGCACUGCAAGUCAAUAUAGUGGGAGUACAUUCUCGGCUACGGUUCAGUCCAGUAUAACAACGAAAGUGACUACUCAAUCGACUGUCGUAACAUCGUCUCCAGUGCAAACAGUUCCUUCAUACAAUCGACCGAAGCUUGAUACGCAUACAAUGUGGAGUGCUAAUGCAAUCACUUUCGCUAAUAGCAGUACCGUCGGAUCAUCACCUUUCGGUAUCUUCAUCACUAUCAACAAUACCAUCUAUGUUACCGAUCGGUCGAACUAUCGUGUACAAAUUUGGUCUAAUGGAAGUGCCACUCCGUCACAAUCCAUCUACGGUACCAACAUGAGCUCAUAUUCACUUUUCGUCACAACCAAUGGUGAUGUUUUCGUUGAUAAUGGAUACUACAAUCGUCGGGUAGAUAAACCGACAACGAUGACAAAUACCAGUGUAUCUGUCAUGUAUAUUAGUUCAUCAUGUUAUGGUUUAUUCGUUGAUCUGACUGAUACUCUCUAUUGUUCAAUGAGGAAUUACCAUCAAGUCAUUGCAAAAUCAUUACAGAGUAAUUCAAAUAUUACCAUAACAAUAGCGGGCACCGGUUGCUGUGGAUCUACUUCAUACCAACUCUGUUAUCCUUUGGGAAUAUUUGUGGAUACUAAUUUUGAUUUAUACGUAGCUGACUCUAAUAACAAUCGUAUACAGCUUUUCCGACCAGGACAACUUACCGGUAUUACAGUUGUUGGGAGCACAUCGAUCAAUCUUACUAUUCCACUUUCUUACCCGUCUGGGAUUGUCCUUGACUUCGAUGGUUACCUCUUUAUCGUCGAUAAAUACAAUCAUCGUAUCGUUGGAUCAGAUUCAAGUGGCUUUCGCUGCGUUGUUGGAUGCACUGGUGGCGCAAGUUCAAACACAAAUCAGCUGUACUAUCCAACAUCGAUGAGUUUUGACAGUUAUGGAAACAUCUUCGUCACUGAUACUACUAACAGUCGUAUUCAGAAAUUUAUUCGCUUGAAUAAUAGUCGUGUUCCAUCAUAUAAUCAACCGAAAUUUUGUUCGGAUGCUUCGUGGAAUCCAAAUGCCACUACCUUUGCUAAUGCAACCAACGGUACCAUCGGACCAUUACCUUACGGUAUCUUUGUCACCAUCAACAACACCAUCUAUGUUGCCGAUCGAUCGAAGUAUCGUGUACAAAUUUGGUCUAAUGGAAGUGCCACUCCAUCGCAAUCCAUCUACGGUAGUUUGAUGAAUUCAAAUUCACUUUUUGUCACAACCAAUGGUGAUGUUUUUGUUGACAACGGACUCUACAAUAGUCGAGUAGAUAAACGAACAACAAUAGCAAAUACAAGUGUACCUGUCAUGUAUAUUGGUUCAUCAUGUUAUGGUUUAUUUGUUGACCUUACUGAUGUUGUGUAUUGUUCAAUGCCUAAUUACCAUCAGGUGGUAAAAAGAUGGGUGAAUGACUACUCUAGAACAAUGACGCUCGUUGCUGGUACAGGUUAUGCCUUUAGCAGUUCAAAUUACCUCAAUCAUCCGAUGGGAAUAUUCGUAGGUAGGAACUUUGAUCUAUAUGUAGCAGAUCAAUACAACCAUCGUAUUCAGCUCUUUCGAUCAGGACAACGUUAUGGCAUUACAGUUGCAGGAAGUACAUCGCCUAAUCGUACUAUCUCACUCGCAUAUCCCACUGGAGUUGUUCUCGAUGCUGAUGGUUAUGUUUUUAUCGUGGAUAGCUACAAUCAUCGUAUUGUAGGAUCGAGUUCAAAUGGUUUCCGUUGUAUCGUUGGAUGUAGUGGUAUAGGCAACGCAUCAGAUCGGUUGCGAUAUCCAGCAUCAAUGAGUUUUGAUAUCUACGGGAACAUAUUUGUUACUGACACGAAUAAUAAUCGCGUUCAAAAAUUUGGUAUAUUAACAAAUUGCAGCCAAGCAUCAUCAUCAAAUCAAACUACAACAACGACUCCAAUCACUUUGAUAACUGUGAAAGCGUGUCUACCACCUACAAUAACACUAAUUCCAAGUACCACUGCAGUGUCAUCACCGAUUCAAUUUCGUCGAAAUCAAGAUUUUACAAUAGUUUCACGCAUUGAAUUAAAUUGUAACAGAACAUCAUUCAUGAAUACUCAAUGGACAAUCAAAAAUUGUACUUCAACGUGUUUGAACAAAAUUUCACUAGAUCCAACAAUACAAACAACAUUCAGUGAACUUUUUAUUCCAGCACGAACCUUGCCCUAUGGUCUAUAUGAGAUGACACUAACUGCUGCGAUGGUUAAUGUCACAAACACUUCUGCAUCAGCUGUCGUCUAUGUUCAGAUCACUUCAUCAGGCAUAACAGCUAAUUUACUUCAAUAUGGCACAUCCAUGGUCACACGUGGCAAUCAUCAAGAGCUGCAACUAGAUCCUGGAAGUUACUCUGUUGAUCUUGAUCAAAAUACAUUCAAUGCUUCUAACUGGAAAUAUAAAUACUAUUGUCGAAUCUAUAGCUCAUCGAUGUUUCCCAACCUACGAGGUUCAUUGUUGACAAUUAAUGACCCAAGGAAUGAUCCAUCGAAUCCAUCUUGUUUGUCCAAUCGAACUGCGUGGAGAUUCGAUAAUGCAUUUGAUUCGUCGUUCACCAUUCUUGCCGAUGCAUUGCAAUUCAAUCGAACAUAUCAGUUUAUGGUUCAAAUGGAGAACCGUGAGAACUCUUCGCGGCAAGCAAGUGGCUAUGUUCUUGUGAAAGUGGAAGAUACUCGUCCACACAUGGUCUUUAUAGGUUGUGUGAUAUGGACGAUGUGUCAGCCGAAUCUAGAAUUCCAGCUAGUUAAUCCCACAACACAAGUGGCGUUGUUUUCGGCUUGUCCAGGAGACUGUAACAGAAUCGAAAGCAUCGUAUGGAAGAUUUAUCAAGGCGUAGAGGAUUUGACUACCGAUUCUACUAGAUGGACAGUGUUCAAUGAAACAAGUGUCUAUGAGAAUAUCUGGUUUUUCGGCAUCCGGAGAAGUAAUUUCACCGCAACGAAUCAACUAUUCCUGUCCAAUCCGCAAAUCCAGCUUUGGCGCUUUCAAGUUGUCUACACUUUCACAAAUGAAACAAGUGUCAGUUCACUGAAUUUCGUCAUCAAUCAACCACCAGCGAAUGGCUCGUGUUUAAUUGACCCAUUGAAUGGAACAACAAGUACUUUAUUCACUAUUUCAUGCAAGGAUUUCUUUGAUGCAGAUGGAAUCAAAGACUACACUGUCUACGGCACGACCGAUGACCAAAGCAAGAUGACAAUUGUUGCUUAUUCGAAUUUACCAACAUUUCAACUAUACUUACCAGCUGAUGAUGAUCAAAUAUCAUCGCUUAGCUUAGUCGUUCAUGUUCGAGAUCAAAUGAAUUGUGUCACUGAAACGAAUCUCUCAUCAGUAACUGUUUUGCCUGAUACCCUUGCGAUAAAUGAUUUGAUAAAUAACAUUUGGAACUCAUCAGCCAGUAAUACCCCUAAUGCCAUCGUAAAUUUGCUUGGAAGUGGAAAUCAAAAUAUUGUUGGACAGGUGAUCAGUUCGGUAUCACAACAGUUCAAUAGAAUGAACAAUGAAACUAUUGAAGCGGCUGCUACUAAUGGUAUUCCCACUGCGAGUAUAUCAGUGUCAUCACUAUUCAGUGAAGGUGGACAACAAUCAUCAACGUUAUUGAAUCAGUCGGCAUUGGAAGAAUUCAACAGCCAACAGAACUCUCGUGCUGUAACUCGAGAUUACUUUAUCCCAUUCAUUACAAAUAUUCCCAUCACAACAUCAAACAGCAUCAAACUACAAGCAUCAACGUUGGCUCACUUCACAAAAGCAACAAAUGAAUUGACAAGAACAACUUUGGCAAGUGUAGCGAAUCGAUGUUAUGAGUUAGCAUUUGCUUUGAAUUCGAUGCGAACGAAAGUUGCAUACGAAGAUGUUCGACUUGCAUCAGCUGACCUUCUUCAAUGUGCUGCUAAUCUCAUCAACGCUGCCAACGGACCACUACAAGAAAGAACGAGUGUUCUCGAUGCCGAUGCAGUUGGAACAACGAAAUUUCCCGAUAAUUAUGAUACUGAUGUCGAGGCAGCGUGGUCAAAUCCUAGUCUAUUUGCUGAUGGUGAUGACUUCUCCUUAGAGACAAUACAACGAAAUCAAGUCAUUUAUUAUCAAAAACAACUGGCGAAUGAGAUCAAAUCAAAGAUGACACAAUUGAUUUCACUGUUGACUUCAACAUUGAACGUUCAUCUCAACGUUGGACAAGAUUUCACCAUCGAAACAUCACAAGUGAUCAUGACACUCGAGACCAAAUCAACUCAAUCACUUUCGAGUUCACUUACAAAAAUAAUCGGAACUGGACAAGUGACACUUCCCAACAAGUUCACUUCAUCUCUCACUGCAAAUGACAAAAUCUUCGUUCGAUCUAUGAUGGAACCAUUGGCACCCUUUGGAAACUCAAAGUCAACAUCGAACACCAAUCUCUCUCGAUCACUCUCAUUCUCCAUUCUCGAUCAGAAUCACAGUGAUAUUCCAAUCCAAACAGCAAACAAUCACUCGAUCGAGAUCAUCAUUCCUCGUGAUCCCAAUCUCAUCGUUCCAUCGAUGAUCUUGCAAAAUGUCACAUCACUCAAAUCUACACCCACUGCUGCCAUGUUUGAUUUACAUCAUUUGAGUUUGUCUUCAUCACUUGCAGUGUCAGUUCAUUGGGAGAUUCAGCCAUUAGACACCAGUUUAGCCUAUUUAUUCAUCUACAGAUUCGAUGAAGUGCCACAGCUGAGUUCAUCCAUCAAACUCAUCGAUGGAUGGACACUUCUCUGUCCUGAUAAUAUCACGAAUGAAAGUGUCUACACAUACUAUGUCGAUAAUCAACAAACAAACGGUCAUCAGUCGAUCAUCUUUGGUCUGAGAGAACUCAAUGCAACUGAGAUCACUCCACAUUGUUCGAACACAUCACUUACCAGUCCUCCUAUCAUCGAUCAGCCAAUGAACUUCACCUCAGACUAUGGACUAAGAAUCUACACAUCGGGUUGUUAUUAUAUCGAUGCAAAUCAACAAUGGCAAUCAGAUGGACUCAUCGUUGGCCCAUUGACCAAUCACUAUCAAACUCAAUGUUUUUCCACUCAUUUGACCACAUUCGCGGGUGGAUAUGCUGUUCUACCCGAGACAGUCAAUUGGAGCUAUGUGUUUGCUAAUGCUGAUUUCAUGAAAAACAAAACCAUCUAUUUGACAGUGAUUGUUGUCUGUGUGAUCUAUGUACUUCUGGCCAUUUAUGCACGGUACUACGACAAGAAAGACGUGGAGAAACUAGGCGUGACUAUCUUGCCCGAUAAUAACAAGAACGACGACUAUUUCUAUCAGAUGAUUGUGUUCACUGGUCAACGACGGGAUGCUGGAACGAAAUCGAAUGUUCAUUUUGUCAUUCAUGGUGAUGAGAAUGAUACUCAUAUUCGAACAUUGGCUGAUCCUCAUCGUCGCGUUUUGCAGCGUGGUGGAGUUGAUGCAUUUCUUNAGAAAGACGUGGAGAAACUAGGCGUGACUAUCUUGCCCGAUAAUAACAAGAACGACGACUAUUUCUAUCAGAUGAUUGUGUUCACUGGUCAACGACGGGAUGCUGGAACGAAAUCGAAUGUUCAUUUUGUCAUUCAUGGUGAUGAGAAUGAUACUCAUAUUCGAACAUUGGCUGAUCCUCAUCGUCGCGUUUUGCAGCGUGGUGGAGUUGAUGCAUUUCUUAUGAGUGUUCCCAAGUCCUUGGGGCCGUUGAAUUGUGUUCGUAUUUGGCACGACAACAGUGGUAAAGGUUCGUCAUCAUCGUGGUUCCUCAAAUAUAUCAUCAUUCGUGAUCUUCAAACAAUGCAAAAGUUUCAUUUCAUCUGCCAACGAUGGUUUGCAGUUGAGAAAGAUGAUGGGAAGAUCGAACGUGUUCUGCAUGUUGCAAGUGACCUGGAAAAGAAUCAGUUCUCAUUUGUCUUGACGAAACGAACUUAUCACAGUGUGUCUGAUGGUCAUCUGUGGUUUUCGAUCUUUUCUCGUCCACCAUCGAGUCAGUUCACUCGUGUGCAACGAUGUACAUGUUGUUUUGUUCUGUUACUUGUAUCCAUGUUUCUCAAUAUCAUGUAUUAUGACUUAUCAAAGGAAGCGAAAUCAACAAACACAGGUAGUUUGUCAUUCGGUGUUGGUCAUGCCAGUCCUCAGCAAGUCAUGAUUGGUGUGAUUGUUGAAAUGUUUGCACUGAUUCCCAGUUUGUUGCUUAUUCAGCUGUUUCGUCGUGUUCGUCCUCGUCGACAACAACAGUCGCCAUUGCGUCAAGCAUUGCACAAAAUCAAACCCAAUGUUGUAAACAAAGUCAAUGAGCAGCAGCAGAAGAAGAAGAACAAGGAGAAAAUAUGGAUGCUUCCUUGGUGGGGUAUUUUGAUUGCAUAUGCAUUGUGCUUGGUGUUAGUUGGCGUUUCCAUUCUGUUCAUCAUUGCUCGUGGUAUCGAGUUUGGUGACGAGAAGACACAGAAGUGGUUGGCAUCCGUCAUCAGUGGUAUCUUUUCGUCGGUUCUCCUUACCCAGCCAUUGAAAAUUGUUGCAUUGGCCAUCUUCUUUGCUUGUUUUUGUCGAAAGACAACCAGUGAAAAAGAAGCAACUGAGCUGUUAGAUGAUGAUCAAAUUGGCUUGGCAGCUGAUGAAGAGUAUCUUCACAUGUUUCAGAACAAAUCUCUGUUUAUUCGUUCAUCUACGAAUCGCGCUCAACGUCUGAGCAAGCAUGAAAUCAGCCAAAUUCGUGAUAAUCGACUGAAAGAAAUCCAGAUACGGAAUGUCAUCCGAGAAAUGGUGUUGUAUGUGUGUUUUCUGGUUGUUCUUUGUGGUGUUAUUUAUUCGAAUCGCGACUCAAGUGCAUACUAUCAAGUCGAUCAUCUACGAAAAUAUUUGCUCGACUCUAAACAAGAGAACUUGGACUUUACAAAAAUUGCAACAAUAGAUGAAUACUGGAAUUGGCUGGAAAAGAGUUUAAUUAUCAAUCUGCGAGCUCAACAAUGGUAUAAUGGUGAUCCACCCCGCAGUCUCACUGGUUUCAUUGACGACAAAUCAAAUCGGUUGAUUGGAUGGGCAACGAUGAGACAGUUGAGAGUCAAAGCUGAAUUAUGUCGGCAACAGAAUGUGUUCUCCUUGACAUGUGCAGCUGAUUAUAGUUUGCGGAACGAAGACAAACAGUCGUAUGCUCCUGCAUGGCAAAAUCAAUCAUCACAAAUCUACCAUUCGUCAAUUCAAAAAGCGUUUACGUAUCAGUCUGGUGAUGCAUUGGACACAUAUGUGUAUGUUGGAGAUCAUGCAAGUUAUGGAAGUGGUGGUUAUGUGUAUGAAUUUCGUGGUCGUUUGAGUGAUCUUCAAAGUAAUCUUUCCCAACUUCAUCAACUUGGUUGGAUUGACAAGCAGACUCGAGCUGUCAUCAUUCAACUGACUUUGUACAAUCCAAAUGUUGCUCUAUUUACUGCUGUCACUUUUCUUGCUGAAUUUCUCUCAUCGGGCGGAGUAUUCAGCAGUGCUCGUUUCGAACCGAUCAGUUUUUAUGCAUUCACAUCAAUGCCUCAGUUAGUAUGCACGAUAAUUUACAUGUUAUUCAUAUGUUAUUUCAUGUGGCUCGAAGUUCGAUUGUUGAUAGAGAUGAAAUGGAAAUAUUUCAAUCAAUUCUGGUCGUAUGUGGAUGUUGGAAUAAUUGCUUGUUCAUGGGCAAGUGUUGGUAUUUAUAUUUGGCGACUCGGAGAAAGUCGACGAAUCGGAAAAUUAUUCGAAAAGACCAAUGGAUAUGUUUAUAUCAACUUACAAUUGACCUCAUUUAUUAACAAUGCUUUAACAGAUUUACUGAGUUUUUGUUGCUUUUUCGGUACAAUUCAAUUAAUCAAAUUAUGCCGUAUCAAUAGAAAGCUUAUCUUAUUUAUUCGUACUCUUCAGUGUGCAGCCAAAGAGUUACUAUCCUUCUCGUUCGUAUUUUCGUUUGUGUUCCUAUCAUUUCUUUGUCUCUUCUAUUUACUAUUCGUUUCAAAAUUACCUGAAUGUUCAAGUUUACUGGGAACAGCUCAGAUGUUAUUCGAAAUGACCCUGAUGAAGUUUGAUGCACAUGAACUGAGUGAAGCUGCAGCAUUUCUUGGUCCAUUUUGUUUCAGUUUAUUCAUUUUUAUCGUUGUUUUCAUUUGCUUGAGUAUGUUUGUGUCAAUCAUCAGUGACAAUUUUCGUCGUGCAAGAGAGAAUGUGAACGACAGAAAGGAAGACUUGUCGACGUUAAUUAUCGAAAGAUUUAAAAGAUGGUCAAGACUGAAAACAUUCACUGAAGAAGAUCGGCUGGCUGAAAGAGACGCACAGAUGCGUGGAAACUAUUACGACCCAAUCGAAAAAUUUCCAGAUAGAAUCGAUCAAUUAUUCGUUGCUCUGGAUAAAAUCCACGCAGAUCAAAAAUGA
Adineta ricciae is the source of this 8445-nucleotide messenger RNA. NCBI's taxonomy places the organism in Eukaryota, Metazoa, Rotifera, Eurotatoria, Adinetida, Adinetidae. The record is from the annotation of a GenBank genome assembly.